AUGCCCAACCCUGCAGUGCCCAACCCUACCAUGCCCAACCCUACCAUGCCCAUCCCUGGGCUGCCCUACAGUACCCAUCCCUGGUGCCCAACCCCUAGUGCCCAACCCUACCGUCCCAACCCUACCGGUGUGACCCUGCAGGUGCCCAUCCCUGCUGUGCCCAACCCUGCUGUGCUGACCCUGCGGUGCCCAACCCUGGUGGCCCUACCGUGCCCAUCCCUGGUGCUGCAUCCUGCUGUUGACCUGGUGCCCACCCUGCCGUGCCCGUCCCUGUGCCCAAGCCCUGCGUGCCCAACCCUGCCGUCCCAACCCUGGGUGCCCAGCCCUGGGUGCGCCAGCCCUGUGGGUGUGACCCUGCGUGCCCAGCCCUCUGGGUGCCCAGCCCUGUGGGUGCCCAGCCCUCUUGGGUGCCCAUCCCUGCAGUGCCUAAUCCCUGUGUGCCGUCCCUGCUGUUGCCCAGCCCUGUCAGUGCCCGUCCCUGCCGUGCCCAAGCCCUGCAGGUGUGACCCUGCUGUGCCCAUCCUGCUGGCCUUCCAACCCUCAGGUGCCCAACCCUCUUGGGUGCCCAGCCCUGGGUGCCCAACCCUGGGUGCCCGUCCUCACCCAGCAACCCUGCCGUGCCCCAGCCCCUGCAGAGGUGCCCCAGCCCUGCAGUGCCCAGCCUACCGUGCCCAACCCUGCAGUGCCCAGCCCUGCCGUGCCCAGCCCUGCGUGCCCAGCCUACCCGUGCCCAACCCUGGGCCAACCUGCAGUGCCCAGCCUGCAUUGCCCUGCUAG
This is a messenger RNA of Homarus americanus (American lobster), 777 nucleotides long. RefSeq names its product vegetative cell wall protein gp1-like. NCBI's taxonomy places the organism in Eukaryota, Metazoa, Arthropoda, Malacostraca, Decapoda, Nephropidae. The record is from RefSeq and is a predicted model, not a curated record. Bases 1 to 777 code for a protein of 258 amino acids. The transcript has a single exon.